Molecule: messenger RNA, 1729 nt
Organism: Punica granatum (pomegranate)
Lineage: Eukaryota; Viridiplantae; Streptophyta; Magnoliopsida; Myrtales; Lythraceae
Source: RefSeq, a predicted model, not a curated record
ACAGUUGCGGAUGGGGACUGAGAAGAGGAAGUGAAGUAGGGAAGUGAUUCUUCUCUUCUUCUGGUGGAACAAAAUGGCGCGGGCUCUGGUCCAUUUUCGUAGCUGCUGUGACCGAGCCUUCAAGCUCAGAGCAUCUGCGGGGGACGCCGAGCAGAAGGCCUGGCCCGUCGGUCUUCCUGACAAGGCUCGUGGUGCCCGGGUUCUGGUCCUGGGCGGCACAGGUCGGGUUGGGGGCUCCACUGCCACUGCCCUCUCCAAGCUCUGCCCCGAGCUACGGAUUUUUGUCGGUGGUCGGAACAGGGACAAAGGGGCUGCUAUGGUGGCUACACUGGGGAAGAAUUCCGAGUUUGCGCAAGUUGACAUCAAUGAUGCGGAUUCCUUGGAAGCAGUCCUCAAGGAUGUUGAUCUCGUAGUUCAUGCUGCCGGACCUUUCCAGCAGAGUAGCAGCUGCCCAGUUCUUGAGGCUGCCAUAGCGACCAAGACGGCAUAUAUUGAUGUCUGUGAUGACACUAACCACGCAUUUCGGGCAAAGUCCUUUAGCAACAAAGCAAAAGCAGCAAAUAUUCCGGCCAUAACAACUGCCGGAAUUUACCCGGGAGUGAGCAAUGUUAUGGCUGCUGAGCUUGUUCGCACCGCAAAAACUGAGAGCAAGGGUGAGAUGGAGAGGCUAAGAUUCUAUUACUAUACUGCAGGAACUGGUGGCGCCGGUCCUACAAUUUUGGCUACGAGCUUUUUACUUCUUGGAGAAGAGGUUAUUGCAUAUAAUAAAGGUGAAAGGAUUAAGUUAAAGCCAUACAGUGGAGCCCUGAACAUCGACUUUGGGAAGGGGGUCGGGAAGAGAGAUGUUUAUCUCCUGAAUUUGCCCGAAGUAAGGACUGCACACGAAGUCCAUGGAAUACCUACUGUCAGUGCGCGGUUUGGAACUGCACCCUUUUUCUGGAACUGGGGAAUGGAAGCAAUGGUCAAUCUCCUUCCUCCGGAAUAUUUAAGAGAUCGAAGCAAGGUCCAGCAGUUGGUUCAACUAUUUGACCCCGUGGUUCGAGCAAUUGACGGGUUUGCUGGAGAGCGUGUGUCAAUGAGGGUUGACUUGGAGUGCUCUGAUGGGCGCAAUACGAUUGGUAUAUUUACCCACAGAAGGCUGUCAGUGUCAGUGGGAUUUGCAAUUGCUGCAUUCGCUCUUGCAGUUCUUGAGGGCAGCACACAGCCUGGGGUGUGGUUUCCGGAAGAGCCUGAAGGAAUUGCAAUAGAUGCGAGGGAAGUUCUUCUCCACCGUGCUGCUGAAGGAACUAUUAAUUUUGUGAUGAACAAACCGCCGUGGAUGGUGGAGACAGAACCGAAGGAGUUGGGAUUAGGAAUAUAUGUAUGAGAACAACUCGAAGAAUGUCCAGUCCAAGUUACAACUUCAAUCACACCACCACACUGCUAUAGGAAAAAAGAAAGUGGUUGAGCUCUUGAUUCACCGGCAUUUACUUUCGGGUUGCGUUAUAGGAAUGAUUCUUUCCUGGGAGACGAGCAACUCAGCAUGGCGGCGAACCCGACAAAUUGUCUUGAAAGGCUAUGAUUUGCUUGUUCUUGGAUUUAUACACUAAAGACAAUCUCGUGACGAAACGGAUAGAAUCCCGGUUGUCCUGUGUUUGUUUUUCUAUACUGAGGCAUGACUGUUCUUAUCAGCAUCGUUCAUUCAUGCGCAGUUCAACAGUCACUAUGAGCAGUAUGAGUUCUUAUUCAA